This is a messenger RNA of Topomyia yanbarensis, 1773 nucleotides long. Its product is annotated as fatty acyl-CoA reductase wat-like. Gene Ontology annotation, molecular function: alcohol-forming very long-chain fatty acyl-CoA reductase (NADP+) activity. Gene Ontology annotation, cellular component: peroxisome. NCBI's taxonomy places the organism in Eukaryota, Metazoa, Arthropoda, Insecta, Diptera, Culicidae. The record is from RefSeq and is a predicted model, not a curated record. The transcript has 4 exons. The coding region runs from base 97 to 1650 and encodes 517 amino acids. Gene Ontology annotation, biological process: long-chain fatty-acyl-CoA metabolic process.
CUAUAGUAUAGUUUGGUUGUAUAGUUUUCCAGCGGAGCUCAGUCAAUGCAGCUCGUCUGAAAGGUUCGCACAAGUGAAGAAAAUAUUCGGUAAAACAUGCUGGAACACAUUUUCACAAAGGAUGAUUUAGGGAACAAUCGCCUAAAUAGUCCCAAUACUCCGAUGGGAUUGUUUUUUCGCGGAAAAACAGUUCUUCUUACCGGGGGCACUGGUUUCCUGGGUAAAUUGUUUAUUGAAAAAUUGUUACGGUGCGAUGUGCGCGAAAUUAUUCUGCUGAUUCGUAGUAAACGGGACCGAACUCCGCGGGAGCGGCUGCGGAAACAGUUGGAGCGAGAAGCCAUUUAUGUAAGCUACACGAAAGACCCAGACUACUAUUGGGACCGACUGCGAAUCAUGGAGGGUGCACUGCAGCACAGCGAACUUGGCCUCGCGGAGGUGGAUCUCGACUAUCUACGGAACAACGUAGAUAUUGUGAUUCAUUCGGCCGCGGAUGUGCGGUUUGAUGUUUCCUUCAAAACCUCCAUCAAAACGAACGUUUUCGGUGCUAAUGAACUGCUCCAAAUCGCGCUGGGGAUGAAAAAACUGGUAUCCUUUCUGUACAUUUCAACCGCUUACGCUAACUGCACCCAGGAUGUGGUAGAGGAAAAGUUCUACGAUAUGGAUGUGGAUCCGAUGAUGUUGGUUCGAUUGGUCGAUCUGGCAGACGAGCACGAGUUGAAUGCACUGACGAAGAAGAUCUCCCAACCCUGGCCAAAUACGUACACCUUUGCCAAGGCACUGGCGGAAAGUGUGAUCCGUAGCUACUGUGGACGAUUGCCGGUGGCGGUGAUAAGACCGUCUAUUGUAAUAUCAACCGUGGAGGAUCCGAUUGAAGGUUGGACUGACAACGUGUACGGCCUGAAUGGCGUUCUGGUCGGAUUCGGCAGUGGAGUUCUGCAUGUUCUGCACGUUAACACCCAUUACCACAUCGAUAUCGUUCCGGCCGAUUUCGUGGUAAACUCCAGCCUAGCCGUUGUAUGGUACACCACGAAACAUCGAAACCAAAACGCGAUAUCGUGUGAAAACGUGUUCAACUGUACGACUCGAUCCGAUAACCCGUUUGUAUUCGGGGACGUGUAUAAGUACUCACGGAUGUACAAAGAGGAAAUCCCAGCAGUGCAAACGCUGUGGUAUCCGACAUGUACCUUGACGAGUUCGGCUACUAAAAACUACAUCCUGCAAUUAUUUUAUCACUUCCUGCCGGCAAUGAUCUUUGAUCUGGUGGCCAGAUUGAACGGGAUAGAACCGAAAGUUUUGUUCCUGUACCGCAAAGUGCGGCAAUUCAGCGAUGUCAUCACGUUCUUCACCACCAACGAGUGGAUUUUCCUCAAUGACAAAAUGCGCAAGGUUCACGAUAGCAUGCUACAGGAAGAUAGGGAGUUUUUCGCUGCAGAUGCGAAGAACCUGAAAUGGAGCUAUUUCUUUCACACUUAUCUACUUGGCCUGCGAAGGUAUAUCCUCCGGGAGAGUCUCAACAAUCUGGAACAAGCCAAGAAGAAGUAUUUAAAGCUUAAAAUAGCUCAUGGUUUUCUGCUUGGCUUCAUAUACUCUGUCUUUUUGGUAAUAAUUUAUUUUGUCUUUAGGAGAUUUUUGUUAAGGUGUGGAUUCUAGAAAAUUAGCGAUGUUUUGUAUUUUUAAUGUGAUAAGAAUACAGAAAAUAAUAAAAAAGAGGCACGAAUUUCAAAAACCCCGCACGUCGAAAAAAAUUAUACUGAUUGCGGCUCUGGAUGCAAA